Phodopus roborovskii (desert hamster) is the source of this 1950-nucleotide messenger RNA. RefSeq names its product THO complex subunit 3 (gene Thoc3). The transcript is spliced from 6 exons. Gene Ontology annotation, cellular component: THO complex part of transcription export complex. The record is from RefSeq and is a predicted model, not a curated record. Gene Ontology annotation, biological process: mRNA export from nucleus. Bases 25 to 1080 code for a protein of 351 amino acids. Gene Ontology annotation, molecular function: protein binding. Lineage: Eukaryota; Metazoa; Chordata; Mammalia; Rodentia; Cricetidae.
AGAGAGAGAGAAAGAGAGACAGGCAUGGCGGUGCCCACGUCGAUCCUGGGGCCCCCGCCGGUCAGCCAGAGCGGCCCCGGCUCGAUGGCGCCCUGGUGCUCUAUGAGCAGUGGCCCGUCUCGCUACGUGCUCGGGAUGCAGGAGCUGUUCCGAGGCCACAGCAAGACGCGCGAGUUCCCGGCGCACAGUGCCAAGGUGCACUCGGUGGCCUGGAGCUGCGACGGCCGUCGCUUGGCCUCGGGGUCCUUCGACAAGACUGCCAGCGUGUUCCUGCUGGAGAAGGACCGGCUGGUCAAAGAAAACAACUACCGGGGGCACGGAGAUAGUGUGGAUCAGCUUUGCUGGCAUCCAAGCAACCCUGACCUCUUUGUCACCGCGUCUGGCGAUAAAACCAUUCGCAUCUGGGAUGUGAGGACUACAAAGUGCAUUGCCACUGUGAACACUAAAGGGGAGAACAUUAAUAUCUGCUGGAGUCCCGAUGGGCAGACCAUUGCUGUGGGCAACAAGGAUGAUGUUGUGACCUUUAUUGAUGCUAAGACACACCGUUCCAAAGCAGAAGAACAGUUCAAGUUUGAGGUCAAUGAAAUCUCCUGGAAUAAUGAUAAUAACAUGUUCUUCCUGACCAAUGGCAAUGGUUGUAUCAACAUUCUCAGCUACCCCGAGCUAAAGCCUGUGCAGUCCAUCAAUGCCCAUCCUUCUAACUGCAUCUGUAUCAAGUUUGACCCCAUGGGGAAGUAUUUCGCCACAGGAAGUGCAGAUGCUUUGGUUAGCCUCUGGGAUGUCGAUGAGUUAGUGUGUGUGCGCUGCUUCUCCAGACUGGACUGGCCUGUGAGGACCCUCAGUUUCAGCCACGAUGGGAAAAUGCUGGCGUCGGCCUCAGAGGAUCAUUUCAUUGACAUAGCCGAAGUCGAGACAGGCGACAAGCUGUGGGAGGUGCAGUGUGAGUCCCCGACUUUCACCGUGGCUUGGCACCCCAAGAGGCCUCUACUGGCAUUUGCCUGUGAUGACAAAGAUGGCAAAUACGACAGCAGUCGGGAAGCCGGAACUGUGAAGCUGUUUGGGCUUCCAAAUGACUCCUGAGAGGGAGAGGCAAAGGCCUUCGCUUGUAUCAUUUGAUCACUUCUCUUGGACUUUGUGGGCACUCAGUGUUUAUAAAUUGUUAGAAAUUACAAAAAACUUUGGUCAGACUGUGCAUCCCUAGUCCUGUCUGUGGUGCUGAGACUGAACUGACCUUACUGUGGUAAACAAGGGCUUGUAUUAGCUGUUUUCCAUCCUUACCCCAUUGCCAGUUACCUAUUGGGGACCCAUUUUAUGGGUCUUUAGGGGACCAGAACUGAUAGAACGCACGCAUGCACGCACUCACUCACUCAUGUGGGAUUUAUCAGAAUGGCUUACAGCCUCUUUUUGAAUACUGCAAUGACGAAUGUCUCCGGAGGGAAAGGCCAAGACUGGGUAGAUGUCUCAGCAGAGCUGAUCUGGUGCUGGAGUCCUGAGGAAUCCCUAGAGAGCUGCAGCUAUGUUGGAAUCCUGAAGAAGUAGGUUCUAAUACUAGCGAAGGAAUGUCUCAGCAGCAGGACAGAUGAACCCGGCAAUGAGAGAGAGGACAAGCAGGCAAAAAGCAAAAGCUUCCCUUUUCCAUGUCUUUUUAUAGGCUGCCACUGGAAUGUGUGGCCCAGGUUUGGGGUUAGGUCUGAUAGGUUUGCCCAGCUGGUUAGGUUUCACUGGUUGCCAGAUACAGUCAAGUUGACACCCAAGAGUAACCAUCACAUGACUGGCACAGCAUGUCCCCUGGGAGGGCCCUGUCUGCUGGAUUUUAUGUAUACGGCAGAGUUUGUUGUGCAUGAUGCUGCAUAGGCAGUAUUUAUUUAGAGGGAGCACAGGAUCGGGAUGGGAUUUUUAAAAAUAAUUUUAAGGGUUGAGCGUUUAAUAAAACUGGCUUUUAUUAUGAAA